Molecule: messenger RNA, 828 nt
Organism: Lotus japonicus
Lineage: Eukaryota; Viridiplantae; Streptophyta; Magnoliopsida; Fabales; Fabaceae
Product: histone H3.3
Exons: 5
Coding region: 158-568 (136 amino acids)
Cellular component (GO): nucleosome
Molecular function (GO): structural constituent of chromatin; DNA binding; protein heterodimerization activity
Source: RefSeq, a predicted model, not a curated record
UUGAAAACGGAGAAAACACACGGAUCGCGAAUCAUAUCCGUUCGAUCAAACCACCAACACCACUAUAAAUAGCCCCUCACAUCACGUUCCUUCAAAACUUUAGAUUCGUCUUUCAAGUUCCCGAGAAGAAACAAGUUCAAAUUCCUUCGACGUAGAGAUGGCUCGUACCAAGCAAACUGCUCGUAAGUCAACUGGUGGAAAGGCUCCAAGGAAGCAGCUGGCAACUAAGGCUGCACGUAAGUCUGCACCAACUACUGGUGGUGUGAAGAAGCCUCAUCGUUACCGUCCUGGAACUGUUGCUCUUCGUGAGAUUAGGAAGUACCAGAAGAGUACUGAGCUGCUGAUCAGGAAGCUCCCCUUCCAGAGGCUGGUUCGUGAGAUUGCUCAGGAUUUCAAGACUGAUCUCCGUUUCCAGAGUCAUGCUGUGCUUGCAUUGCAAGAGGCUGCUGAGGCAUACCUUGUUGGACUGUUUGAGGACACCAACCUGUGUGCCAUUCACGCCAAGCGUGUCACUAUCAUGCCCAAGGAUAUCCAGCUGGCUAGGAGGAUCCGUGGAGAGCGCGCUUAAGGUGUGGCUGGGUUCGGUGCUGUGGCUGCGGAUGGUGUUUGUUAGGGAAUAGGUGUUUACUGGUAGUGUUUAAUUGUGAUAGGAGUAUACUGCUAUGGAUUUGUGAAGGUCUUAUUUUUAAGGAUUUGGAAGUAAUUGUUCUUUAGCGUUUUGAUUGUGUCAAAUGUUUGUUUCUUAUGGAUUGGCAGCCACUUGGGAAUGUAUUGGACAACUUAUUGUUGCCAUCUAAUCUAGUGAUGCUUAGCUUAUUUUGUUUUGAA